CAAGAAGUCUAACUUCUGACUUACGAUGCCUGGAUGUUUCAUUCAUGUUUGGCUGUUUUUCUUUGCUGUAUUGGUGAGAGAAAUUAAAGUCAAAGAAGUGAAGACGGGCCUAUACAGUCGUGUUGAGCUCACUGGAGAGGAACUUGAUCAAAAUAUUGUAGAUUCUCUGAAGUCAGUGGAAUGGGCCAAACGAAAGGGAUCGAUAACAUGUCUAUGUAUUAAAAAAACAAAUACAUUCAAUGCGUCAUACAGUCAAUGCUGUGGAACGGCUCAUUUCUAUUUAAACAACAACACCCUCAUUCUGGAGAGAGUGACAGCAAGGGAUGAAGGAGUCUUCAUUGAAACUAUAGUUACAGGAAAUGGAACUACAAAAUGCCUAAACUUUACAUUAAUUAUUCAAUAUCCUCCAAAUGCAACAGAAAUUGUGGUCUCCUGGACCUCCAGCACAUCUGUGGCUCUCAAGUGUGAAGUAAGUGGUUUAUUCCUGCAUCUGAUGUGGAAGAGAGAAGGAGUCCCUAUUCUAGAGAAACACAGACACUCAUUCAGUGAGAGGAACCAAACUCUACACAUCAGCAACAUAACCAGCUCCGAAUACGGCACGUACAGCUGUAUUGCUUCAAAUGCAUAUGGAGAAUCAGAAAAGCACACAUAUAUUACCAGUGGAAACUCAACUGUUAACCAAGGAAAUGGCACUAGAGAUAAAACUCAGUUUGAUCAAACUGUGCUUUCAAGUGGACUUACACUCACAGGUGUUUUGGGACUGUGCAUCGUGUUCUACUGCCUUUACAAAUACUAUCACAGGGAUGCAGACAAUGUCCAUGGAAUUUAUCAGGAAGUACCUGACUCUGAAGAGGUGACUUCCUUCUUGUACGUCUACACAGACUUCAUUAAGCCGAAUGAGAGCAGUCAGGCCUCUGCUGCAGCACAACACUUUGAGGAGUUUGGUAACUCUGAGGUUGGAGCCACAGGCAGGGAAGAAACCGUCGUUCUGUAUUGGGUCACUAAUGAUCAGUCCACAGCAUGUCCUGAAACUGGAGAGGACAAAUUAUAUUCUACAAUAUUACAUUAA
Molecule: messenger RNA, 1069 nt
Organism: Sinocyclocheilus rhinocerous
Lineage: Eukaryota; Metazoa; Chordata; Actinopteri; Cypriniformes; Cyprinidae
Exons: 6
Coding region: 26-1069 (347 amino acids)
Source: RefSeq, a predicted model, not a curated record